AGCCACCGACAUGUCCUACAAGACCAUACUCAGCUUGUGGUUAUCACUCGUUCUCUUAGGAGCUGAAGACGUUGAAGCAAAAGUGAAUGGCAUUCUGGGACACUCUGUCACAUUCCAAGUGAAGUCCUCUCUACCAUUUAAAUCAAUUUCCUGGAGUAAAAUUGCCAGCAGUAAAUCUGAAACUAUUGCUGUGGUGACCUCUGGGGAGCCCUGUGGCCGUCUGGUCCCCGACCCAGCCUAUGAAAAGCGAGUGACCAUCCCUGAGGACUGCAAAGGAUUAAAUAUCAGCCAUCUCAGGAAAGAGGAUGCUGGUAGAUUCAGAGCAGUGAUUAUUCCAUCAGAUGCAGAGAAGGUGGAUGAGUCCUUUGAUCUGCAAAUAUUCCGACGUUUGCUGGACUCUGAGAUGACAGUGACCUGCACUCCUGAUGCAGCUGGAAAUGGAACUUGGAAGCUGAAUUGCUCUACAGGGACUUGGGAAGAUGGGGUGAAAUUCAGUUGGACCUCAGCUGUCCAAAGCAGGGAUCUUCCCCACUGGAAUUCUUCAAUCCUCACCUCCCAAGAUCUUAAUCUCAAUGUCACCUGCGCAGCAGAAAACCCGGUUAGCAAGGCAUCCACAACAGUGUCCUUAAAGCAAGUUUGUGCUGGUCAGACCAAGAACUUCUACAGGCUGCCUCUCUUGACCCUGCUGUGCCUUAGCAAAGUGGGAAGUCUUCUCCUUCUUGGCUGUUUGGGGCUCAUUUUGGUGGUGAAAUCCAGGAAAGCAGUUGGAGGAGAGAGGCUUCCGGUCCGAUUCCUGCCCGAGGAGCCCAUCCCCACCUCCCAAGGUCAGAGCCCGCAGCUGUCCCAGCCCCACAUUGGCCGAAACUGAUGGACUCCAGAAAUGAAUCUCCCUCCAGGACUUCACUUCCAUGGACUUCCUCUUGGCUUUCGAGACAAAUCUUUGGAACAAGGGAGCUUCUGUGGUCUACCCAACAAGUUCUAUUCUCAGUCUGCCUAGUGUGAGGGGCACAACGCAUGUGGUUUCCCUGUGGCCUUCCCAUUGCCUCUCCUGCAUCCCCACAAGCUGCUUUUGCUGCUGCCUUGUCUGGGCCCCAAAGAAACCCAUGUUCAGUUGCUUUGUUUGGUUGGUUAAUAUCUAGGAGCUCAAGUCUUCUGCUCUUUCCCAUACAGUGUUUCCUGCUCUUUCCCCCACCAAGUCCCUGUGAGGGAGGCGGAGGAAGCUUCCAUGGCUGAGCAAGGCAUUCAACAAAGAAGACCACAACCUACAGUACUUCUUGGUAAACUAGGAAAAUGUGGGAUAAACCACAUUUAUCCCAGCACCAGAUGGGUCUCUAAUUGGCUGACAAACCACACUCAAUGAGUAGUCCUUAAUGGUACUACAUCUACAUGGAGGGAAGUAAGUAGUGGGGUAACACAAGGCUCCAUCUUAGGCCCAAUUUAUUUUAUUUUUAUUUAUUUAUUUUAUAUCCAAUUUAUAUACCGCCCUUCUCCCUGAGGACUCAGGGCGGUGUACAGCGAAUAAAAACAUAAAUUACAAACAUUAAAAUAGUAUUAAAAGAAUAUAUAUAAAUUUGGCCCCGUAAUUUAAGAACAAUAACAAACCCAUUUAAAACAUUUAAAAAAUUAAGAAAAAAAAAAGUUAAGCCAGCCCGGCUUGCUGAAAAAAGAGGGUUUUAAGGGCACGGCGGAAGGCACCGAGGUCUUGGAUUCUCCUUAUCUCUGGGGGCAGUUGGUUCCAGAGGGUGGAACCCUCAUAAAUGACUUAGAUGAGGUAAUAGAAGGGGAACUCAUCAGAUUUGCAGAUGGCACUAACCUGGCAGGAAUAGCCAACACCCCAGAAGACAAGUUCAGGAUCCAAAGAGAUCUUGACAGACUUGAACAACGGGCCCUAUCCAACAGCAUGAAAUUUAACGUGGAGAAAAAAAACAAGAAAAAAAAUCAAGGAAACUGACAGAUCUGUCUAUCUGCCAUUCUUCGGGGGAAGGGUAGGGGGAGUUUGGAUUAUGAUACAUUUAGUUUCUCUUUCCUUGGUAUGUACCCAUGAUAUCCUAUUUCUUGCCUUGUCUUUGUACAACUUUUCAUCUGAUUUAUAAGCAUUGCCUGGCGCCUUAGAUGCCUGUAAAAUUCUCACCUCUUGGGGAAUGCAAGGGGAAGGAGGGCCAUGUGGAUUGCAACUCCGGCCCUAAGAAACUUUUCCUAUCUCUUUCUCAGAGAGGCCAGUACAAUAACAUGUUAACACCUGCGGAUUGGCGGAAUCCACACGGGACUGUUGGGAGGGGUUCCUACUUUCCUUUAUCCUAGUUGCAUGCUCUGAGUCUGUCCUGCUUUCACCCCUUUUCAAUAAAAGGUUCCUUUUGAAA
This is a messenger RNA of Pantherophis guttatus, 2360 nucleotides long. RefSeq names its product SLAM family member 5-like. NCBI's taxonomy places the organism in Eukaryota, Metazoa, Chordata, Lepidosauria, Squamata, Colubridae. Gene Ontology annotation, biological process: T cell activation. The record is from RefSeq and is a predicted model, not a curated record. Gene Ontology annotation, cellular component: membrane; external side of plasma membrane.